This is a messenger RNA of Rhizophagus irregularis DAOM 181602=DAOM 197198, 619 nucleotides long. The record is from RefSeq and is a predicted model, not a curated record. Lineage: Eukaryota; Fungi; Glomeromycota; Glomeromycetes; Glomerales; Glomeraceae.
GACAUGUUUAAUAUUGGAUUUAAACACAAGCACGCACUUGUACUCAUUGUAGUACUUGCUGCAUUACUUAUUACCGUUAAUUUCGCAUCACCACUAACGAGACGAAUCGAUACUGGUCUCCAAAAAAGACAAACUGACAAUUCUACCAUCACGCCCAGUCCCACGCCCACGGAUUCUACUACGCCUACAACACCCCCAGACGACGGUACAAGCGGUGGACCAGGACCAGGAGGUCCCGGGACAGACGGAACAGACGGAACAGACGGGACGGACGGGACAGAUGGAUCAGAUGGUGGUCCAGGAGGUGACGGAGGUCCAGGUCCAGGAGGUGACGGAGGUCCCGGUCCAGGAGGUGACGGAGGUCCAGGAGGAGGUGACGGAGGUCCAGGCGGUCCAGGCGGUCCAUAAGACGGAGGAAAUGGAUAAAACUUGUUAGAUAUAUGUUUAUCUAUUGAACGUAUAUUAUUUGGUAAAAUGGCAUUUUAAUUUGACGAAAUGUACAGACAUUAUUCAAUUUUAUUUGCACUAUUCAGAAUAAGUUUGAUAUUUUACGUUAUUUUAUAAUAUACGAAUAUACAAAUCAAUCCUAAUAAAAUUUCAAUUAUUAUUAUUCACAUAU